CGCUUUCAGCUACGAACGUCCUUUGUCCCCACACACCGCAUCCGUAUCCACAGCAUGUACGUCAGCAGCAGCGCAUCAACCAAACCUGGUCUCUUCGAGACGCGCAUGCGGCACCAACGAACAAAUGGCGCCCAAAAAACACACACUCCCUCCCUCUCUCAUUUGAAUAAACAACACACGCGCACAGACGGACCGACGGACACCACACUAGUGCUCACACGGCCCCUCCCCCAUUCACGUGUGGCCUUCGAUGAGGCUGUCGAGGACCUCCUUGGCCAGCUGCAGCUUCACUGGAUCAACCGUACGCAGAACCAGUGCAUCAUCUGCACACACACACACACAAGGACACAAAGUCAGCACAUGACAUCCCUGCUUGAAGGGCCACCAUCACCCCUCGUGUGGGCAUCGCACCCGCCGCACCUGAUUCCUUCUCGAACCCCACGGAUCUCAGGACGUCCUCAAACCCAGGCAGAGAGAAGACCUUCUCACUCAACACACGGUUGCUCCGCCGCAGCCUCCUGUACUUGUCGUCGUAGGGGCUCUGCUGCACGUUGCUGAUGAGCUUUCGCAGCAACACCCACCCCUCCCGCAUGACGCCCUCCAGACCCCCACUCCGCCCCUGUAGCACCAGCCGCUGCCGCAGGGUCUCCACAUACUUCUGCGUGGCGUCGGCGAUUCUUUGGAGCUCGUCGCUCUCGACAGGCAUGGCGAUUGGGCUGGUGUCGCCCUCAUGCAUGUCCUGGUCGGCCUCCUGCGGAGCGGCCGGGGACUCGACUGUCCCCUCCUGCUGAGUUUCGAUCACGGUGUCGCCGCCCUUGUCUGCUCUGUCUUCGUGGCUGUGAGCCUGGUGGUCGUCACAGCAGAUCAGAGGCUGGUGUUCGUCGGCCAUCUCGGGUGUGGUGGGUGGGAUGGGGGAGGUCGGCUGGGGCUGGUGUCUUCUCUCGGCGGCUUGUGCGGCGACCUCACGAAGGCUGAGGGGAUCUGUGGGGGCGGGGUGAGCGCCUCCCAGUGUUGCCGUGAAGGACCAGUUGUCUUGAGGCUCGGCAGGGCCGCUCUCAGCCAUGUUGAGAGUCCCCAUUUCGCUCAUGCCUACAGCACAUUCACACCAACGAACGAGUGCAUCGCACUGUCGGUCCGGGUCGUGUGGGUCCGUCCGUACCUGUGGUCCUUCCCGCGCUCUUGAACUGGUUGGUGACCUGCAUGUAGUGCGCCCGCAGCUCGCUCAUCAAGUUGUAAAAGUCUGAACCGACAACACAUCACACAAUGGUGCGUGUGAGGCUCUGGUCUGGUCUGUUAUGAGUUGUACCUCUGUUGUGUGGACCGAUGCGGUUGUGUGUGAGCUCGUGCAGUAGAGUGUUCAGGAUCCUGCACACACCAAGACGAUGAGGCCCGUCAUGGCUUCAUCACGACAUGGACGUGCGGUGCAGUGGGUGUGUGGGUGUCGCUUACACUUCGUAUUUCCUGAACCCCUUGAGGUCGUCAGUGCGCAGACGGAGAUGAAUCUUCUGACCUCUGACGUAAGCAGGCACACCCACAGCACAGCCACACACACAGACAAGGAUGAGAUGAGGUGCAACCAGCCCUCAGCUCAGCUCAGCUCAGCUGCCCGUCCGUCCCUCCCUGAUACCUGCCCUCGUUGAGCCCGAGUAUACACACGGGAUCUUCCCCCACCUUGCCCUCAGGCGGCAUCUCACACAGCACCCCCACCGUCCACUGGUACUCUCGCAUGAUGCUCACUAUCCCGGGGUCAGUCGCCAGCCGCUGCAGCAGCCUCAAAGCCUCUGACUGGGGCGGGUGGCUGAGCUGUGGCAGCACCUCCAGCCUCUCGAAGCGGUAGGUGCUGUCCUGCUGGGGGGCUUUGGUGAGGGAGGCCACCGACACCUCGUACUUCCGCCGAGGGCCCUUGUCGAACCCUCUGGGGAAGAGCGCACACACAGACAGGCAGGCAGAUCAAUGCUGGGGUGUAGCUAAGGGUCUGUCGCGGUCAGCCAGUGUGCGCGCACCUGCGCAGUGGGUCGCUCUUGGAGUUCUGCACCAGGAUGAUCUCCUCCUCGCGGCUGGCUACCACAAGCACCUUGCUCCUCUCCUGACAACACACACACACACACACACAAACAGAUCACCGAUGCUGUCUUCGUGCCUCCAUCGUCCUCCUGUGUGUGCCUACGUCGAUUCCCGCGUCCUUGAUGGUGUCUUCAGCCUUCAGCUGUUUCCCCUUGACGAACAGGCGGAUGUGCUGCUGCUUGAAGGCAAACAUGGCAGCGAUGAAGUCGAACAGCUGGUCGCACGCCUCAUUCGGGUCAACGGGCACACAAUAGCCCUCCUUCUUGUACGUCACCACCACGUCCACCAACUCCGGACCGCUCCGGUCGACGGACGCUUCCUCCUCUGUCAUCAUUACACUCACUUGGCGAUGCGCGCGGGACGAUGCAAUCCCGCCUCAAUCUUCC
Molecule: messenger RNA, 2450 nt
Organism: Vitrella brassicaformis
Lineage: Eukaryota; Vitrellaceae
Source: the annotation of a GenBank genome assembly